This is a messenger RNA of Paramecium pentaurelia, 277 nucleotides long. NCBI's taxonomy places the organism in Eukaryota, Ciliophora, Oligohymenophorea, Peniculida, Parameciidae. The record is from the annotation of a GenBank genome assembly.
AUGUCAUACAAACCCAGACCAGAAAAUAAGUUAAAACAAGAUUAAUUCACAAAAGAAAUUAAACCAAAUAAUUUACCAAAUAAUAUCCUAAAUAUUAGCAACAGUUAAGAAAUUUAUUUCAAUACUAAAGGUUAUUAUUAGGAUUUAUAAUUGAGGAUAUAGGGUUAAAAAAUUCAGGUAUUUCAUUUUAAUCAUUUAGUUGGAUGGCAUUUUAGAGAAAAGCUUAAAAAUUUUAGAUGAGGAAUAGCAAAAAUAAUAAUAUGAAGGAAUAAUUUGA